AUGGCACGCACAUCAUCGCGCACCAAGGCGACAGUCAACUACAACGAAGACACAGAUGGCACCAAGGCCAAGGGUGCUGCGGUGAAAGUGGCUCCCAAGGGCAAAGCUACCGUCGCGAAGCUAAGCAAUGGCAAACGCAAGAUUGAGGAAGAGGAAGAGGAAGAUGAAGACAAGCCCGCUGCGAAGCCCGAACCCAAGAAGCGCAAGACCAAGGCGGCAAAGGACGAAGACGCAACGCCCCUCGCGGAGCGGACACCCAUUCCGUCUCUCGAGAAAGCGAUGUACAUUGGCGCCCACGUCAGCGCAGCAGGUGGCGUGCAGAAUGCAGUUACCAAUGCAGUCCAGAUUGGCGCCAACUCCUUUGCGCUGUUCCUCAAGUCGCAACGGAAAUGGGACAACCCGCCGCUGGCACCCGAGGCACGCGAUGGUUUCAUCUCUGGGUGCCGACACAGCUCAUACGACGCGGCGGCACAUGCCCUCCCCCACGGAUCCUAUCUUGUCAAUCUCGCCCAGGCGGAUGAGACCAAGGCCAACCAGGCCUACAAUGCCUUUGUGGACGAUCUUGCUAGGUGUGAGGAGCUCGGCAUCAAGCUAUACAACUUCCACCCCGGUAACACGGGUGGCGAUACCAAGAAGGAGGCCUGUGGACGGAUUGCGGCGCAGCUGAACAAAUCUCACAAGGCGACAAAGUCUGUCGUGACCGUGCUCGAGAACAUGGCCGGGGGUGGGAAUGUUGUCGGCUCUACUUGGGAGGAUCUCAGGGAUAUUAUCGCCCUGGUCGAGGACAAGAGCCGGGUCGGUGUUUGCAUCGAUACGUGUCACGCCUUUGCGGCGGGCUACGACCUGCGCACACCAGAGACGUUUGAGAAGACGGUGGAGUCAUUCAAUGAGAUUGUCGGGGCAAAGUAUCUCAAAGCAUUUCACUUGAACGACAGCAAGGCCCCCUUUGAAUCCCAUCGCGACCUUCACGCCAAUAUUGGCACGGGAUUCCUGGGUCUUCGCGCUUUCCACAGCGUCAUGAACCACGACGAAUUCCGUGGGAUACCCAUGGUCCUCGAGACACCGAUCGAUAAGAAGGACGAGAAGGGCAAGACAGUGGAGGACAAGCAAGUUUGGGCUGACGAGAUCAAGCUCUUGGAAAGCUUUAUCGGCAUGGACCCCGAAAGCGACGAGUUCAAGAAGCUCGAAACAGAGCUGCAAGCCAAAGGCAAGAGUGAACGAGACAAGAUCCAGGAGCAGGUAGACAAGAAGGCGGCGAAAGACGCAAAGAAAGGCACCAAAGGCAAGAAGAAGAAGGCAGCGGCGUCAGACGACGAGAGCGAUUAG
Emericellopsis atlantica is the source of this 1326-nucleotide messenger RNA. RefSeq names its product apurinic endonuclease. Gene Ontology annotation, biological process: base-excision repair. Lineage: Eukaryota; Fungi; Ascomycota; Sordariomycetes; Hypocreales; Bionectriaceae. The coding region runs from base 1 to 1326 and encodes 441 amino acids. The record is from RefSeq and is a predicted model, not a curated record. Gene Ontology annotation, cellular component: nucleus; mitochondrion. The transcript has 4 exons. Gene Ontology annotation, molecular function: zinc ion binding; phosphoric diester hydrolase activity; DNA binding.